UUCCCUUGCAGUCUUAGAGCAAUCGCCACUGGUGCCUUUGGUCACUCAGCUUUGACCACCUCUAAACUGCCACUAAGGGGGGGGCCUGUUUUGUCUAAUAUUAGACCUUGGUGACACCAUAUUUAGGAGUUUUGAACCUCCUGCAGAUAUCACCAACUUAACCCAAGAUUUAGGUUUACCCAACAUGAAGCUCCAAAGCAACUUUGCAAUGACACUGUGUUGUGUUCGAAAGCAUCAGAGUGAAUUAGACCAAACAAAACAAACCCUCUUCUCACAUGAAGCUUCACAGUUUAAUAGUCCAAGCAGAACCCACUAACUGGGAUGCACCUCCAACUGAUGUCCCUUUAUUUUUAUUAACUAGUGGGAAAAAAACACAAAAUCUCUUCUCAGGAUGGACACUCUUGAGAAAAUCACCAACUUAACCCAAGCAAAACGUUUACCCAACAUGAAGCUCCAAAGCAGCUUUGAGGAGUUUACACUUGGUUCCACUGGUGAUGAAGAUGAUAAAACCUACUUGUUCUGCCUGGAGUGCUCCUCUCCAGGCCUGUACCGGUGCAGACGUAGCGGCCUGGUGUUUGACAUGAAGGGAGAAGGAGACGUGUUCUACAGGAUUGUUCCUUGGAGCAGAACUUUACUGAGCCAACAUGACAAGAAGCCUGCAGGACCUCUGUUUGACAUCAGAUGUCAGCAGCAGUCUGUGGUUCAGCUUCAUCUCCCACACUGUGAGAUCCGCUCCACAGGUGGAUGUCACUUCCUGUCAGUCGCUCAUGUUCAUGAUGAAGGCAUCGAGUUUAUCAGGCCUGAGAAGAUCACAGAAACUCACGUCAUCAUCAGCAUCACAGGGUUUUCUGCUUUUGGUAUCGUCAAGGAUGAAGAUUCUCCCCCUGUUCCGAUCCGAGCCUUGGUUCUGCUGUUCUACAAGCCUCCAACUGAUCCUGAUGUCACAUCUUUCCUCAAUGUGUUGCUUCUUCCAAGGAACAUUGUACUCGAGGAGUUGCAAGAAAAAAGAAAUAAAUUAUUUGGAGAACAGAUGUUCAUAGACACACCCCAAGAGUGUAAACUCCAACCAAAUCAUGAUUAUACUCUGUCCACCUGUCCUUCAGAUGACUCCAUUAAAGUUCAACCAAAAGAAGCUACAUUUAAUGAAGACCCCUGCAACAACUUCUUAACAUCAAUCCAGGUGGUUUUGAAAACCAUUGUAGGAAACAUCAACCUAACUUUGGUGGAAAACAGGACCUCCUGCUGUGUUUGGGAGGGAGAUGUUUUUCUUACUCCCUUCAGACGACAAGCUAGUUUAUCUUCAAGCGAGCGUCUUCUUAAUAUAAGACAAAGGUUCAUCACAAGGGUGUCAGAACCUGUUCUCCAGAGUCUGCUGGACAAACUGCUGGAGAAAAAUGUGAUCAAUGAUCCUGAGUUUAAGACAGCAGAGACAAAGCAAGGAGAAGAGAAACCUCGAUUUGUAAUCGACACUGUGAGGGGAAAAGGUGAAGCUGCCAGUUCAGAGAUGAUCAAGUGUUUCUGUGAGCUCGACAAAUACUUAUGUGAAAGUCUUGAGCUGAUCUAAGGCGAAAAUGUACAACAAGAUGUUUUUUGUUGGUUGAUCUGUUUGUUUAUUAUUGUGUAGAAGAGAUAUCUUAUAAAAAAAGUUAUACUCAAUUAGAAGCUUAAACAGCUUUUACACAGUAAUAAAUUGGUGUUAUUGUAACUUCAUGUCUUAUUAGUAUUUAGGUUUUUCUGACUGUGUGAAAACAUGCUUCAGUAAAGUUCACUGAUCUGUGUUUGUAAGAUGAAUUUAACCUUUCUGAUGGUGUUACAACAAGCUGCUGGUAAAUGUAUUUAAAAAAUAUAUUGAUAGAGCUAGAGUUACACAAUGUAUCAAAUCGCAAUUGAAAAUGCAAUAUCUCUACGUGUAAAAUAAUAGUCCCAAAGGACUGCUUGAAUGUGAAAUUUGUAGUGUCAAGGUCUUUCUUUUAUUCUCAUUGUUAUUACGCAUAAACGCAUUAUGCCUGUUUCAAAGUUGUAAUAACCUGUUCAAGGGACUGAAAGUAGAAAGCAGGACAGGUCAGGACAGCAGCUGAUAUUUAACUACAUUUUUUCUUUCUUUUUCUUCACGGGUUUCUAGGCCUAACCAUGGUAACUCCCCACCUUUUUACAAUCAGUCUUUGUUACUUUAUUUUUUGUCAUUAACUGUAUAAAAUAUGUAUGCCUUGAAUGACUCUCAUUCUUUUCUGAGAUACUGUGUACCCCUUAGCGUGUACAAUGAGUUGAACAGGAAAGAGUCCUGUUCCG
Messenger RNA from Girardinichthys multiradiatus, 2289 nucleotides. RefSeq names its product NACHT, LRR and PYD domains-containing protein 1b allele 3-like. The transcript has a single exon. Bases 392 to 1564 code for a protein of 390 amino acids. Lineage: Eukaryota; Metazoa; Chordata; Actinopteri; Cyprinodontiformes; Goodeidae. Gene Ontology annotation, biological process: regulation of apoptotic process. The record is from RefSeq and is a predicted model, not a curated record.